GGGUGUUUUUCUCCGUCUUCACGCUCACUGCUUUCCAGUUGCGGACAGUCUGUCUGUUCGACUACACCGCCGUGUUUUUCUUACUCGAGUCUGUCCCGCUUUUGGUUGAAAGCUGCAGACCUGUUUGUUUUUUCUUCUUCUUCUUUGGAUCGUGUCAACACUCUGAGUUCACCUAUCGGCUAGGCUAGGCCAGGCUAGGCCUGAAUCCAGCUCGGAACACACUUAUGGACUUUGAAAAACAAGUCUAACAGUCUCAAGAAUCGUGUGUGAAUGGAGCAGUGUGCGAGUACAGCCUCCCUGCUGGCCUCGGUGCAGGAGCAGGAGAGGCAGUUUGAGAUGCUGAGCCGAGCUCUGGAGGAGGAGCGGAUGUCAUGUGCCGGUACCCUGUCCCGCCCCCUCCCCACUAUGCAGAACGGACGCGUUCCUUGUGAUGCAGCCAUAGAGAGGCUCGCGCUGAACGAGUGUUACAUCAACGGGACACAUCACUUCAGGAUGGAGUCUGGUCAGAUGGUACAGGAGACCUUCACGAUGGAGGAAGACCCCCAAGAGUCUCUGUCUGUUAUCUCAUUGGAGACCAGUGAUGAUGGAACCACACGACACAAUGAAACCAUGGGAAAGAAAGCAGUAAAGCCCACCAUCACCCGAACAGUCAUCGCCUCUCUGUCAGAUUUGGAUGGUGGAGGUUCAGUAACGGGGAUGGGGGGAUACACUCCAGACAGGGUCUAUAUACCAGGCCCUGCACGAGGUGUACCCAUGGACUACCCCACACACACCGUGCCUCGUAAUUACCACUAUGGACCACCAACAGGUUACGAUGAUGGUUACCGUGGUGGUCCCCCACCUGAUGCCUAUGCAAGCCUCAACAGAAGUGUUCCAAUGGAUGCUCGUUCCAGACCUAUCCAUCCAGAAGGCUACAGAACUCUGGAUCCAAAUUACAGAGCUAACAGCAGGAACCAGCUUGACCCUUAUGCAGCUCAGCCACAGGUCGGCCGUAUGGGAGGUGGUAUGGAAAUAUCAUCCAUCCCAAGGUUUGUCCCAGAGCCAUAUGGUCUGGAGGAUGAUCAGCGCAGUAUGGGGUUUGAUGAGCCUGACUAUGGGAUGGGACAUCCCAUGCACUAUAGCACUGUGCCCCGCAGUCUGCAGGCGUUCCCCCAUGGGCCCCCACGGAGGACUGCGAGUUAUGAGGGCAUCUUGGCUGGUGACAUGGGUGGACCAGGGGACAUAUACUAUUGGGGAGGAGCACCUCUGGCUCAGGGUGAAAGAGGCAGCAUGGCUUCGUUGGACAGCACUCUAAGGAAAGGUCCUGGUCCUGGAGGUUGGCGUCAGCCAGAGCUGCCAGAGGUCGUUGCCAUGCUCAACUACAGGCUGGACUCAGUGAAGAGCAAUGCAGCUGCAUAUCUUCAACAUCUCACUUAUAAGAAUGACAAAGUGAAGUCUGACGUGCGUCGCAUGAAAGGGAUCCCAGCGCUGGUCUCUAUGCUGGACAACCCCAACAAAGAGGUUCACUAUGCAGCCUGUGGAGCACUGAAGAAUAUCUCUUACGGUAAAGACCCAGACAACAAGAUCGCCAUCAAGAACUGUGACGGAGUACCUGCACUGAUUCGGCUGCUAAGGAAGACACAUGACCAGGACCUCACUGACACCAUCACAGGGACACUGUGGAACCUGUCAUCUCAUGAUUCUGUGAAAAUGGAGAUUGUGGACCAUGCGCUGCAUGCCCUCUCUGACGAGGUGAUGGUGCCCCAUUCGGGCUGGGAGCGAGGGAGCAAUGGAGGAGGAGGAGGUGAAGAAAACUGCAAGCCCAGGCAUCUUGAGUGGGAGACGGUGCUAACCAACACGGCAGGCUGCCUGAGAAAUGUGAGUUCUGAGCGAAAAGAGGCGCGGAGGAAGCUGCGGGAGUGCACAGGAUUGGUCGAUUCUCUAAUGUACAUUGUCCAAUCCCAAAUUGACUGUAAAGAUGUUGACAAUAAGUUGAUAGAGAACAGUGUGUGUCUGCUGAGGAACUUGUCCUAUCACGUGCACCAGGAAAUCCCUGGCUGUGAACGCUACCAGGAGGCCACACCCAUCAACCAGGGCCCCGCCCCCUCCAGCACGAAAGGCGGCUGUUUUAGCUCCCGCAAGGGCAAAGAUGAGUGGUUUUCCAAAGGUAAGAAAGAUGAAGAUGUAGCUGCGGAUGUAGUAGACAUUCCAAAGAGAGCCACACCUGCUAAAGGAUAUGAGUUGUUGUACCAGCCAGAGGUGGUCCGUAUCUACACCUCUCUGCUGAAAGAGUCCAAGAAUCCCACUGUGCUGGAGGCUUCGGCUGGAGCUGUUCAGAACCUGUGUGCUGGACGCUGGACUUACGGCCGCUACAUCCGUGCCGUGCUGCGCAAGGAGCAGGGUCUACCCAUGAUGACUGAGCUACUGGCCCAUGGCAAUGACCGUGUGGUCCGAGCGAUGUCUGGAGCCCUCCGCAACCUGGCCAUCGAUGCUCGAAACAGGGAUCUGCUAGGUAUACAUGCAGUGCCUCACCUGGUGGCAAACCUGCCGGGUGGAGGUCAGAGUCAGCCGGCACGAGUGCUGUCAGAAGAGACGGUGGUGUCAGUCCUGAGCACUCUCCAUGAGGUGCUUGGCUCCAGUCUGGAAGCAGCCAAGACCCUUCGAGCUUCACAGGGGAUUGAGAGACUUGUGCUCAUAAAUAAGGAUGGUAAUCGUUCUGAGCGGGAGGUGCGCGGCGCUGGCCUGGUCCUACAGACUGUGUGGGGCUAUAAGGAACUGCGGCGCACCUUGGAGAAGGAUGGCUGGAAGAAAACUGAUUUCAUGGUCAACUUAAACCCUCCCAGCAACACUAACAGGACCAAUGGAGGUUAUGAGGACAGCACCCUGCCGCUCAUAGACAAAGGCGCCAAAGAGGAUCGGGAACUGAUUCCCAUGAAUGAGAUGGGACCAGAUUCCUACUCCACACUGGAUCAAACUGGGAGAAGGAACACUCUGGAUAACACACUCGAACCUACUGACAAAGAUCCAGUACAGGGAGGCAUGUACGGGGAGAGGCAGGCCUCUGUGCCUCUAAUGGAUUCUUACGAUGGUUAGGCCACACCCACUGUCACUGCAUGCCCGCGCAUGAAAAACUGAUUGUUUGCAUCACAAGACGACAGCCUCCUCCCACCUCGUGUCCUUGCUGAAGCGGCGCCGCCCUCUGAGGGACUGACCGCCGCUCGCUACCGCUGCGACUCGACUCCACCUUUUCCCGCGCUCAUCUGUGCCGUUUCAGUCUCUCUCUUCUCUUUCUCUCCUUACAAUCCCUCAACACUUCCCGACAUGAUGCCAACGAGAGCGUGUGGAAAACCCACGCGGCUCUUCGCUUCCUGUGGACAACUGGAUGUGACUCUGUGACCCACCCCCCCACAACAACACCGCAAGCUCUUGCACUACACAAUGCUCGCCAUCGCUCAGUCAGUGUGGACGCAGCCGUCGCUCGGACAACACUAAUGAUCCAUUCAGCAUCAAGGGUGUGGCUUCAGCUGCAGAUUCUAACAGAUCUGUGCCGAGAAUUCCCAUCUGAUUGAAGGGAUGAGUUGGGAUCUAAACAGGAAUUUUUGGGGGGAGAUAUUUUGUUGCUAUUUACACUGUUUUGAGGGGAAAAAAGAGGAAUAUCUCACUGAUGUUAAAAAACAAACAAACUUUGUACCACUAAGCGCCAAUGUUUUUUGAACUGUGUCCAGUUUGUGUUUCCGGUGGCUGGUGUUCCUCUUCUCGCUUCACCCUGUACAACAGUAAUGUGCCAAAUAACACUAACGCUCCAAAAGCCUUUGUUUCUGUGUACAGUCCUGCUCAAGCAUUCAUGACAGUCCAGCGCUAAGAUGCAUGCUCGUGCUGCAUUUUCUGUGUCCAAUUGUAACCCGUAUACAGUUUAAAAAAGUUAUCCACUACAGUUCUCUGAGAGAAAAAGCCGGGAAGGUCUGAUGACGUCUGCAUCGUGUUUGUGGUAAAGAUCUGAUCCUAAGCUUGGUGAUCGUUGAGAGAGACUAUGAUUGAAUUUCAUUUUUUCUGCAGGUCCGUAAAGGGGGGGGAUUAUUAACUGGAGUGCCUCUCUGAAAACGACACAGGUGAUAAUUUGGUUUGAGUUCCUUCUUCACGAUUCCACCCGGUUCAAACACUCUGCAGAGAAAAAAAAAAAACCACUAACAGCCACAGAUGUGAACUGACCAAAUUUGAUCUGCUCCCUAAAUAAAAUCAGCACCCAACACGAGCCUGAAGUGACUGAUUCCACUCAAUGAUGAAUUUCAAAUUUCUGAUUAUAAUUCACCCCAAAUCAACUUUUAAAUAUCUAAAUAUAUAUAUAUAUAUUUCUUUGGUUUAAAAUAAGUGCUGUGUGGAAGACGUGCAUUUUCUUCGUGCGGCGUGAGAUGUAGAUACUUACUGAGUGGAUAAUUAAAAGAAGCAUUAGAGGGUAAAAUGCAUCUCUUCCCUUUUGUUAAACUUUUUCUUUUUUCCGUUUGGUUUGAAACACGACAGGAAGUCUGAUUGUCAAUUUAACAAGUUGCCUUCAAGCGUGGACUGAGUCAGUCAGGAGGCCUCGACCUGAAUUUGCUCAUAAAGUGGAGGAAGGGGAGAAAAAAAAAAAGCACAUUUAAAGUAUAUGUACCAGAGAAUAUUUGUUAAAUUUAAUGGUUUGAUGUAUCUCUCUUUUUUUAUAUAUAUAUAUGAUUUGGGUGUAAUUGUUUUGGGGUGCUUGGGGUUAAAGUAUAUGCAAUCAUUUUGUUUGUUGGAUCGAAAACAUUAACUUUAUAUCAUAAUUAAAUGCAAAACAAGUUACCUAAAAAUAUAUACUCUAUAGGUCAUUAGAUACUGGGUUUCUCAUGGAAAUUCUGAUUCUGGACUACACCUUAAUUUCAAUGCCUUGGCUCUUAAAGUUGCACAUCAUUUGAAUGAAUUAUGUAACUAGCAAUAUUGUUUUUAAUAAAAACUGAUUUUUUU
This is a messenger RNA of Thalassophryne amazonica, 4959 nucleotides long. It is a transcript of the gene ctnnd1, whose product is annotated as catenin (cadherin-associated protein), delta 1. Lineage: Eukaryota; Metazoa; Chordata; Actinopteri; Batrachoidiformes; Batrachoididae. Bases 271 to 3072 code for a protein of 933 amino acids. Gene Ontology annotation, cellular component: plasma membrane; adherens junction; cytoplasm. Gene Ontology annotation, biological process: cell-cell adhesion; cell-cell junction assembly. The transcript is spliced from 22 exons. Gene Ontology annotation, molecular function: cadherin binding. The record is from RefSeq and is a predicted model, not a curated record.